AUGAGCGUGGACGGAAACGAACUGUUUUCCUAUAGAGGUUCGCCGUGGCUUAUCUUCCCCCUGGCGCUGGUCAUCUUCAUCACCGUGACCGGCAACCUUCUGGUCAUCAUUGCCAUCAGCCGCACGCCUCACCUCCAGACCACCACCAACAUCUUCAUCACCUCUCUGGCCUGUGCUGACCUUCUUGUGGGCUUUGUGGUUCUGCCUAUGGGUUCCCCUUUGGUGCUGUCAGGGCAGUGGGUCUUUGGCAACAAGCUCUGUGACCUCUGGACCUCCGUGGAUGUCAUGUGUGUCACGGCCAGCAUCGAGACGCUGUGCACCAUCGCCGUGGAUCGCUACAUAGCCGUGACGCGGCCCCUCAGGCAUGAGGCUCUACUCAGCAAACGCAGGGCUUGGGUCAUUGUCUUCAUGGUUUGGUUUGUAUCUGGGCUCAUCUCCUUUGUGCCCAUCAUGACCAAAAUCUCACGCCAGAGGAACAACAACGAUUCCGACCAGUGCUACGAAAACGACACGUGCUGUUACUUCAUCACCAACGAGGUCUACGCCAUCACCUCCUCCGUGGUGUCUUUCUACGUGCCGCUGCUGAUCAUGAUCUUCGUGUACGGAAAAGUGUUCGUCAUAGCUAGGCGACAGAUGAAACUCAUCGGAAAAGACCGGCUGCGUUUCCAUGGCGACAGCGCGACGAACAACACCGCGCAGCAGCAGGACAGACAGGACUUUGAAAGCCCCGGCGGGGGAGAAGCCAGGAGGGUGCAGAGCCGCAGGUCUGUCGGGCACAUGAUCAGAGAGCACCGGGCUCUCAAGACCCUGGGCAUCAUCAUGGGGACCUUCACCCUGUGCUGGCUGCCUUUCUUUGUGAUCAACAUCGUGCAGUUCUCAGGUGACGUCCAGGUGAAGGUUUCCCUUCUGCUCAACUGGCUGGGGUACCUGAACUCCGGACUCAACCCCAUCAUCUACUGCCACAGCUCGGAGUACCGCACAGCCUUCAAGAACCUGCUGACCUGCUCACAAACGCGGACGCUGAGUUUGAACUCUCUUUACAAACAUCUCCGCACGCAAUGCCCGUGCUUUCUGGGCCGGGCCACAGUCAGUGGAAAACACAAAGGCUCUAAGACGGCGCAGGAUGUGGAGAGAGAGCAGGUCUGUCCUCGGAGCAGCUGCACAGAGAUAGAGUUACCCCAGCAAACCCCACAGACCUUCUCCAGCUCGGAGCUGACGCACAGUUAUACCGGAGAGAGGGAUUAA
Molecule: messenger RNA, 1245 nt
Organism: Chanos chanos (milkfish)
Lineage: Eukaryota; Metazoa; Chordata; Actinopteri; Gonorynchiformes; Chanidae
Gene: adrb3b
Product: adrenoceptor beta 3b
Exons: 1
Coding region: 1-1245 (414 amino acids)
Biological process (GO): positive regulation of MAPK cascade; norepinephrine-epinephrine-mediated vasodilation involved in regulation of systemic arterial blood pressure; adenylate cyclase-activating adrenergic receptor signaling pathway
Cellular component (GO): plasma membrane
Molecular function (GO): beta3-adrenergic receptor activity; epinephrine binding
Source: RefSeq, a predicted model, not a curated record